This is a messenger RNA of Penicillium cosmopolitanum, 948 nucleotides long. RefSeq lists its product as uncharacterized. The coding region runs from base 1 to 948 and encodes 315 amino acids. The transcript is spliced from 4 exons. The record is from RefSeq and is a predicted model, not a curated record. NCBI's taxonomy places the organism in Eukaryota, Fungi, Ascomycota, Eurotiomycetes, Eurotiales, Aspergillaceae.
AUGUGCGGCCUUCUCGAUCCUGAUAUCUGGGAUCUCGGCAUCUCCUUCACCGUCGCUGUUACGCCAUCUUUCGUGUCAAAUGUUUUCCAGAAUACCCACACCUCAACAGUUGGCUCGAAUAGCCAGACUACGCCAAUCCCUAUUGUUGGUUGCACUGAGUGUUGGUUCUGCUCGCUAGAAGAUGAAAGGGACAUCGACGGCGCAUGGGCCUUGAUAGGUAUUGAUGGCCCAGGAAACUACCAACCAUCUAUCCUUGAAGACGUUGAUGGUUUCGCUGAAACUCUCCCCGUUAUCACGGUUUCAUCCUAUGGGGAGUCAUCUUAUGAACUUGAACCGUCCCAGACGAUAGAUGAGGAAGAGUCGGCUACGAAUGUCAAAAGAGCCGCAACUCCCACUGUAACUGAACACCAUAAAUCAAACAACUACAAAGUGUUUGAGCGUAUGCUUCCUGCGUUUGCAAAUUACCCGAACAACGCCGGAUUUGCUUUAUCUGCUAGAUCGGAUGAACAGAAGUCGAUUCAAAUUCCAUUUACCGACAAAACCAUAACCUACUCAUGGCCCGCCCACUAUGUAGUUGUCACAGGCUUCAUCUCUGUGCGGGGAAUACAAUGGAACGACUGUGAAAACGAAAGAAUCGUUGAAGAAAUACAUUAUGACUGGGAUACUGUCAUGUGGGAUCUUGGGUUUCGCAGGACCACCGGGGAAAUUUGGUACGAACGAAACGACCGUGAUGCAUCGCGUUAUGAUAACGAUCAGGUUAAGUGGAAAUGGCUCGGCCGUAUCAGUGAGCAGGGUAGAGGUAGACCGGAUUGGAUUGCCGCCAUGGCACAAGAGGUUGUGAAUGAGAUGAACGGAGAAAAGAAAGGUCUGAAGGGAGGAGGGUACGACAAAUGGUUCAACAACUGCCGGAAUUUCAGGGACUACUUAUACAAGAAGAUCAAAUAUUAG